Iphiclides podalirius (scarce swallowtail) is the source of this 858-nucleotide messenger RNA. The record is from the annotation of a GenBank genome assembly. Lineage: Eukaryota; Metazoa; Arthropoda; Insecta; Lepidoptera; Papilionidae.
AUGACAUCUGCGGUAAAAACUUGGACGGUCGUUAUUUAUCAUCCGCUGGGGCUCUUUAAUUAUCGGGACGGGUCCGGUGCCCCGCCUUGCCGACACCGGUGUGCCACCACCUUUACGAGCGCGCGGCGCGGCGAUGGGCGUCGUUUCCGCCGCGAAAGGUCAACUGGCUGGCUCGUCGGGACACACGCCACGUACUGGUUGGCUGUCUACGCUUCGCUAGCUUCAUCGAGCGAUUUUCCCGAUCGGGUAGCCAGUACCGUCUUUAUAGGUAAAUAUGGCGGUGCCCGAGAGCUACGGCGCAUCGUAAUGGCAUAUUUUCACGUGAUAUCGACGCGUUCGAUCGUCGUGUUCGACCACACGCGUCCCGUUCUCGCGGACGGUCUGCAAGCUCCUUUCCGAGAUUCCGAGUGGUAUAAUGAAGCCAUUACCCGCAAGAACAAGCCCCGGCGGAGGCAGCCGCGUCCGCCGGGGAGGGAGAAAAUACCCAAAACGCCCGGAGGGUUCUCGUGCGCCGACAUGCUGUCUUGGCAGCGAGGAAAAACAACCAAGGAGGCUUUUAAACCGCGCACAGGCCCUCGUCUCUUCAAUCAACACGAGGAGCGGCGCGACGCGACGUCUCAACUUACGUUUGCGGACGCACCUAUCAAUUUGCGCACAAAAAUCGUGCGCGCGAGCAUUACACGUAUUCGUCACGUAGUAAUAACAAUAUAUACCUGUUUGGUGCCCGCUCUUCGUUUUGUGGCCGGCCGUUGUACCACGCCCAGGGCAUUACGGGCGGAGAGCGUAGGGCCCGCAUUAUCGAUUACGCCGCUGCGCACUCGAUUCGAUUUUAUUAUGCACCUUUGUUUUGCGGUAGCG